GGACAAAGCUGGUGUCCUAGGGCGAUGGAAAACUACGUGGCGUCGAUGGUGCUGAGCGCGGUUGGUGACACGCUGGGCUAUUACAACGGGAAAUGGGAGUUCGAGCAGAGCGGCCCAGCCAUCCACAGGGAGCUGGCAGAGAUGGGGGGACUCGGCAACCUCAGCAUCCAAGGUUGGAAGGUCAGCGACGAUACGGUGAUGCACUUGGCCACGGCGGAAGCCCUGGUAGCCGCUGGGAAAACCCCGGAUCUAGCGCAUCUCUAUUCCCUGAUUGCAAAGAACUACAAGGAGUGCAUGAAUGACAUGAAGGAUAGAGCUCCAGGUGUCACGUGUAUGAAAAACGCGCUGAAGCUGGAUCCAGGGCAGCCGGAUGGCUGGAGGAUCCCGUUCAGCCCCCAGGCGGGAGGCUGCGGGGCCGCCAUGCGCUCCAUGUGCAUCGGGCUGCGUUUCCACCACCCUGCUGAUCUGGACACCCUGGUGCAAGUCAGCAUCGAGAGCGGCCGAAUGACCCACCACCAUCCCACCGGCUACUUGGGGUCCCUGGCUUCGUCCCUCUUCGCGGCUUAUGCGGUGAACGGCGUGCCCCCCGCAGCCUGGGGGAAGGGGCUGCUGGAGGUGCUGCCACGGGCCAAAGCCUACGUGCGGGAUGCCGGCUUCUUCGUGGAGGAGAACAUGGGGCAAUGUUGA
Messenger RNA from Eurypyga helias (sunbittern), 687 nucleotides. RefSeq names its product ADP-ribosylarginine hydrolase (gene ADPRH). NCBI's taxonomy places the organism in Eukaryota, Metazoa, Chordata, Aves, Eurypygiformes, Eurypygidae. The transcript has 2 exons. The record is from RefSeq and is a predicted model, not a curated record. The coding region runs from base 25 to 687 and encodes 220 amino acids.